Vitrella brassicaformis is the source of this 1321-nucleotide messenger RNA. The record is from the annotation of a GenBank genome assembly. NCBI's taxonomy places the organism in Eukaryota, Vitrellaceae.
AUGGGUCGGCGAGACACUUCUUUCGAAUGUCGGCAAAGGCGACACUUUUCACUUGCAAACAGAUAGGGGGAGUGAACUGGCCUUGUGUUGGGCUGUGUGUGUGCCAAGGCAGUCGAGGUCAGGGAGGAGGAGCGUUCCGUCCAGGUGGGUUUCCCCAAUGCCGCCGACGGAGCGGAGCCCCAGGACCCCGACCCGCUUGUGAUCGACCUGAUGCCCCUCGACGCGUUCCCUAACGCGUAUCGCUUUGAAGUCAACCACGAGAAGGGCUCUGUGAUCGGAAGCAAGCUGGUCACCAGAAUGCCCGCCGUGAGAGAGAUGGCGCUGGGUAAGAUGAAUAAGGGCAGCGCAGUGAGGCUGCUGGAGGCGCUGGGGGGGACAAGGCAUUGGAAUAUUUCGAGGCCAAGUGCGUGACUGGUGUGUGUGAGGGCGGACUUGCGUGGGGCGACCGUGCCGAGCAGCUGCCGACCAUCACACGGCUAGAUGUCAGCGUACUGGGUGAGUCAUAGGUUCUGUCUCUCAUCUGAACUGCCCAUCCCAUGCUGCCUCUCUUCGUGUGCCAUUGCCUGUGUCACUGCUGCAGUGCCUCGGGAUUUGGGUGAUGGCGAUGCCGCUGGCGAGUUCGGCAUUGCCUGCGUCAAGUCGCUGCUCAAGAUCCGAGGCAUCAAAGUGCUCAAGCUCUGUGUGCAAUCUGGCGCCUUCAAGCGGCUGGUGGAGGAACGAACCAAUGGCGACACCGUUGAGGGGCUGGAGGGGCGAUUCGAGUACAUUGCUUGGAACGUACACAACACUCUCAUGGUCAAGCCACACGAAUGACACCUAGGAAAGACCGACUAGAACAGUCAGUGAGUAAGAUCAUCCUGCAGUGCUGCUGGUUGUGUGAGAUAUUUUGUGGGUCAUCCAUCCAUUCAUUGAUCUGUCAGGUCGCCGUGUGUCGGCCGAUCAGUAGUAGUUGAUUUGUGCGACUGUAGGAAUGGGGAUACCGUCAUGCAGACUUGGUGUGGUGAGUGUGUAUGUUCAAUGGGCUUCGCUGCGAUGUGCGGCCUCUGCACCAAUGGCGUGCCAUGCCACGUGCCAUGUAUUAUACGCUCAUUUUAUGUGGAUUUUGCCGUGAGUUUGUCCUGGUUGCGUGUGGGUCCUGGUACGUGUCCGCGUUAUGCGCGUUCAUCGGGACGAUGUGUGGACAAGUGGACGAGUGCUGGAUGCGAUCGGUUGAUUAUCUCUCUCACGCGGCCGCCCGCCCUGAGGCUAGGCUGGAGAAUGUCAGUGUGUGCGCCUUUCAUUCAUUGGGGGGAGAACUGUCAUUAACCGUAACACUCGUCUG